AUGGGGAAGCUCGCGGCCCUAGAAGGGAGCAUGAUGACGGCAGGCGCCGCCGCCUGCGGCAGCACCAUCUCGGCCGUGGCCGUCGCGGCGGCAGGCGCUGGGCCGGGUCUGCCUGGCCUCGGCGCUGGCGCCGCCGUCGCCUUCGUGGUCGGCGCGGCGUACGGCAAGCGCCGGCGCGUGCAGUCGCAGGGACCCCGCGACCUCAAGAAGGACCUGGGCAGCCUGAGCGACGCUGUCGAGGAGGUCGGCGGCAGGACGCAGACGCUUGAGCGCAGGGCGAGCGGCGACGGAGAGGAAGUGGUGGCGGAGAAGCAGCGCCAGCAGGUUGAGGCGUCGCUCAAAUCGCGGAUCAGCCAGCUGGAUGGCGAGAAGCAAAUGAUCCAGGAGAAGGAGACCGAGCUCAGAUCGAGCCUCGCAAGGAUCGAGUCCGACCUCGCCCAGGCGGCCGAGACCGAGGCAUCCCUGAAGGCGCGGCUUGGCCUGCUCGAGCGCGAGAAGCAGACGCUCCAAGAAGAGGGCCGCGAGAUGGAGAGCGAGCUCAGAACCCAGCUCGAGGUGCUCGAGUCCAAGAGCGAGAAUGCCCUCCAGCAGGCGGCCGAGACCGAGGCAUCCCUGAAGGCGCGGCUUGGCCUGCUCGAGCGCGAGAAGCAGACGCUCCAAGAAGAGGGCCGCGAGAUGGAGAGCGAGCUCAGAACCCAGCUCGAGAUGCUCGAGUCCAAGAGCGAGAAUGCCCUCCAGCAGGCGGCCGAGACCGAGGCAUCCCUGAAGGCGCGGCUUGGCCUGCUCGAGCGCGAGAAGCAGACGCUCCAAGAAGAGGGCCGCGAGAUGGAGAGCGAGCUCAGAACCCAGCUCGAGAUGCUCGAGUCCAAGAGCGAGAAUGCCCUCCAGCAGGCGGCCGAGACCGAGGCAUCCCUGAAGGCGCGGCUUGGCCUGCUCGAGCGCGAGAAGCAGACGCUCCAAGAAGAGGCUGAAGUGACAGAAGUGGCCCUAAGAAGCCAGAUCAGCCAGCUCAAGCAGCAGGCAGUUUCACUCGCCAAGGCCAAGGAGACGGACGAGGACGCGCUCAGGGCGCGGCUGAGCAAGCUCGAGUCCGAGAAGGAGCAACUCGAGCAGCAGGAAAGGGACUUGCGGGAGAGGCACGUGGCAGCGGUCGCGCAACUCAGGGCGGCCGAGGUCGAUAAGGACAGCGUCCUGCAGCAGGCCGAAGCGACGGAGGCGACCCUGAAGAGCCAGCUGAGCCAGCAGCAGGAGCAGAACGCCGCGCUCGCCAAGGCCAGGGAAGCAGACGGAGAUAUGUUCAGGGCGCAGCUGAGCAUGCUCGCAUCUGACAAAGAACAGCUCGAGCACAAGGCGAAGGAAGACGAAGCUGCGCUGAGGGCACACAUCGACCAGAUCAUGUCCGAGGGUGACCAGAUCCAAAAGCAGGCGAAGGAAGACGAAGCUGCGCUGAGGGCACAAAUCGACCAGAUCAUGUCCGAGGGUGACCGGAUCCAAAAGCAGGCGAAGGAAGACGAAGCUGCGCUGAGGGCACACAUCGACCAGAUCAUGUCCGAGGGUGACCAGAUCCAAAAGCAGGCGAAGGAAGACGAAGCUGCGUUGAGGGCACAAAUCGACCAGAUCAUGUCCGAGGGUGACCAGAUGCAAAAGCAGGCCAAAGCGGUGCAGGAUGCGCUCAGAAAGCAACUCGACGGGUCGGAGCUCGAGAAGCAGCAACUUCAACGGCAAGCUGAGGCCUCUGCUCAGGCGAAGGAGGAGGACGAGGACAUGUACGAGGCGCAGCUGAGCGCGCUCGAGUCGGAGAAAGAACAGAUCCGGCAGGAGGCCAGGGUGACGGAAGACUCUCUGAGGAGCCAGCUGCGCGGGUUGGAGACAGACAGAGAUCGACUCCAGCAGCAACUAGCCGCCUCUGCUCAGGCCAAGGAGGUGGACGAGGACUUGUUUGAUGCACAGCUGAGCGCGCUGGAGUCUGAGAAGGAAAACCUCCGGCAGCAGGUGAGGGCCAUGGAGGAGGCCCAUAAGAAACAGCUUGCCGGGUGGGAGCUCGAGAAUCAGCAGCUCCAUCAUCAGCUUGCCGCUUUCGCCCAGGCGCGAGAGGCCGACGGGGAGGCGUUCCGGGUGCAGCUGGUUGCGCUGGAGGCGGAGAGGGAGCAGCUGCAGCAGAAGGCGAUGGAAACGAACGACGUGCUCAGGGCACAGUUCGAUCACUGGGAGGCGCAGUGCGACCAGAUCCAACAGCAGGCCAAGAUGACAGAGGACGCCCUGAGGAGCCAGCUGAGCGAGCUGGAGUCGGAGAAGCUUCGGCUCCAGCAGCAGGCCGUGUCCGCCAUCGAGGCAAAGGAGGCGGACGAGGAGAUGCUCAGGGCGCAGCUAAUUGCACUCCAGUCCGACAAGGAACAUCUCCAGCUGAAGAUGGCGGAAACGGACGACGGGCUCAGGGCCCAGCUCGAGCGCCUGAUGUCGGAGAACGACCAGGUCCAACAGCAGGCCAUGGCGAUGGAGGACGCCCUGAAGGGCCAGCUGAGCGGGCUCGAGGCGGAGUGCCGGCGGCUCCAGCAGCAGGCCUCGGCCACCGCGGAGGCCCUGUGGGCGGAGGAGGAAGCGCUGAGGGUGCAGCUGGGCGCGCUGGAGGCUGAGGGGCAGCGGCUCCGGCAGGAGGCGACGGAGGCGGAAAAGGCGCACAGGGCGCAGCUCGCUCAGGCAACGUCCGAGAAGGAUCAGAUCCAGCAGGAGGCC
This is a messenger RNA of Prorocentrum cordatum, 2733 nucleotides long. Lineage: Eukaryota; Dinophyceae; Prorocentrales; Prorocentraceae. The record is from the annotation of a GenBank genome assembly.